Molecule: messenger RNA, 1206 nt
Organism: Mesorhabditis spiculigera
Lineage: Eukaryota; Metazoa; Nematoda; Chromadorea; Rhabditida; Rhabditidae
Source: the annotation of a GenBank genome assembly
AUGGGUGCCACUGUUUCGAAUCUGAUUUAUGGUGAAAUGGCACCACCCGAGGGAGCCUCCAUCCUCGAAAUGAACGAUGAGCACACAGACUUGGCCACCGACAAAUCGUGCCCCGUCUUCACCGAGGCGAUGGCGCGCAAGUUCGACUUCCCGAAGGUGCAGCUGCAUUUGCACCUUGAUGGCGCCGUGCGGUACACGACACUCUGGGAGAUGUGCAGCAAGAAGAACAUGCCGGUGGAAGGGUGCACAGAUAUCGAGUCGUUCAAAAAGGCAUUAAUCUCCACAAAGCCUGGAAACCUGUCCCAAGUGCUUGAAGCCUUCCGAAUCAUUCUACCGCGCCUGGCUGGAGACCUCGAAUCGGUGGAGCGACUAGCCUACGAGACUUGCGAGGAUCAGCACAACAACGGUGUUAUCUAUUUCGAGGCUCGAUAUGCCCCACAUUUCUUGGCCAACACCGGGCCAGGAAUUGACUACGACAAAACGUACCACAAGGAUGGGCCGGUGAAAGCCGACGACGUUAUUCGAGCGGUACACCGAGGCUUCGCUCGCGCAAAGGCCGAUUUUGGCGUAGAGGCGCGAUCGAUUCUCUGUUGCAUUCGCGCACACGACGAAUGGAAUCAGGAGAUUUUGAAGCUUGUGGAUGAGUUCCGCGAUUCGGGUGUCGUCGCCAUCGAUAUUGCUGGCUGCGCUGAUGGUGCUGAUGAGAAAUAUGAGCCGUCCGCCAUCAUGGUCUUCAAGAAAGCCUACGAGCUUGGCAUCCAUCGCACCGUGCACAGCGGUGAGGCCGGGACCGACAAAGAAGUCAUAAUGGCAAUCGAAGAGAUGCACGCCGAACGAAUUGGUCACGGCUAUCGCAUCAUGCGCAACCCCGAAGAGUACAAGAAGCGAUUUGUUGAUAGUCACGAACACCAUCUGGAGGCGUGUCCCUACUCCUCCGUGAUGACCGGAUCAGUACCGUUGAAUUGGCCAGCGCAUCCGAUCAAAACUUGGAUUGCCGACGGCGUGAACUUUUCAUUGUCGUGCGACGACCCCACAUGCUUCGACAACACGGUCUGCACCGAGCUCGAACUGGUACACACGCGAAUCGGCCUGACGAAGCAUCAGCUGUGGCAAACGCAACUCAACGGCGCCCGUGCCGCGUUCUGCAACGACGAGCUGAAGCAGCAGAUCGUUGACAAGAUCCUCAAGGCCGAACCGCCCAAGGAA